Messenger RNA from Rattus rattus (black rat), 3096 nucleotides. RefSeq names its product peptidyl arginine deiminase 3 (gene Padi3). Lineage: Eukaryota; Metazoa; Chordata; Mammalia; Rodentia; Muridae. The coding region runs from base 42 to 2036 and encodes 664 amino acids. The record is from RefSeq and is a predicted model, not a curated record. Gene Ontology annotation, cellular component: cytoplasm. Gene Ontology annotation, molecular function: protein-arginine deiminase activity; calcium ion binding. The transcript has 16 exons.
AGUGCUGGGUUUGGUGGCCAAAGCCCCCAUCCUAGGCCGGCAUGUCUCUGCAGAGGAUUGUGCGUGUAUCCCUGGAACACCCAACCAGCGCUGUGUGUGUGGCAGGGGUUGAGACCAUCGUGGACAUUUAUGGGUCGGUUCCUGAGGGCACGGACAUGUUUGAGGUCUAUGGGACACCGGGAGUGGACAUCUACGUGUCUCCCAGCAUGGAGAGGAACCGAGAGCGAGCUGACACCCGGCGGUGGUGCUUCAACAAGGGGCUGGAGAUCAUCGUGGUCAUGAACUCUCCUAGCAACGACCUCAAUGACAGUCACGUUCAAAUAGCCUACCACUCCAGCCACGAGCAUUUGCCCCUGGCCUAUGCAGUACUCUACCUCACCUGUGUGGACAUCACCCUGGACUGUGACAUGAACUGUGCUGACCGGCAGGACAGGAGCUUCGUGGAUAAGAGGCAGUGGAUGUGGGGACCUGAUGGGUACGGAGCCAUCUUGCUGGUGAACUGUGAUCGGGAUGAGGUCAGCUCUGAUGCCCAAGAUAACUGUGACCAAUGUGUGCGCUGCCUGCAAGAUCUGGAAGAUAUGUCCGUCAUGGUCCUACGGACCCAGGGCCCUGAAUCUCUCUUUGAUGACCACAGGCUUAUCCUCCACACCUCCAGCUGUGAUGCGGAGCGGGCACGGGUCUUCCACGUCUGUGGCCCCGAGGAUUCCUGCGAAGCCUAUAGGUGUGUUCUGGGCCCGGACCGGAUAUCCUAUGAGGUACCCCGCCUGAAGGGCUAUGAGGAGCGCUUCUAUGUGGAGGGCCUCUCCUUCCCUGAUGCAGGCUUCCCAGGGCUCCUCUCCUUCCAUAUCACCCUGCUGGAUGACUCCAAUGAGGACUACUCCGAGACCCCGAUCUUCACGGACACAGUGGUGUUCCGAGUGGCACCCUGGAUCAUGACGCCCAGCACCCUGCCACCCCUGGAGGUGUACGUGUGCCAGGUGAGGAAUAACACCUGCUUUGUGGAAGCUGUGGAGGAGCUGGCCAGGAAGGCAGGCUGCAAACUCACCAUCUGUCCUCAGGCAGAGAACCGCAAUGACCGAUGGAUCCAGGAUGAGAUGGAGCUGGGGUACACGCAGGCGCCACACAAGACUUUGCCUGUGGUCUUUGAUUCUCCGAGGAAUGGGGAGCUGCAGGGUUUCCCUUACAAAAGGAUCCUGGGUCUAGAUUUUGGCUACGUGACUCGAGAACCUCCAGACAGUUCUGUGAGCGGUCUGGACUCCUUUGGCAACCUGGAGGUUAGCCCGCCCGUGGUGGCCAAUGGGAAGGAGUAUCCAUUGGGGAGGAUCCUCAUCGGGGGCAACCUGCCUGGGUCGAGAGGCCGCAGAGUUACCCAGGUGGUCCGAGACUUCCUCCAUGCCCAGAAGGUGCAACCUCUGGUGGAGCUGUUUGUGGACUGGCUGGCUGUGGGCCACGUGGAUGAAUUUCUGAGCUUCGUCCCCGCACCAGAUGGGAAGGGCUUCCGGCUCCUCCUGGCCAGCCCUGGUGCCUGCUUCAGGCUAUUCCAGGAAAAGCAGAAGUGGGGCCAUGGCCGGUCCCUCCUUUUCGAGGGGGUCAUUGGUGACAGGCGGGUCCAGACCAUCUCCAUCAAUCAGGUUCUUUCCAACCAGAGCCUUAUCAACUUUAAUAAGUUUGCACAGAGCUGUAUUGACUGGAACCGUGAGGUGCUGAAGCGGGAGCUAGGUCUUGGGGAGAGCGACAUCAUUGACAUCCCACAGCUCUUCAAGUCGGAGAAGAGGAAGGCGGUGGCGUUCUUCCCAGACCUGGUGAACAUGCUGGUACUGGGCAAGCACCUGGGCAUCCCCAAGCCCUUUGGGCCCAUCAUCAAUGGCCGCUGCUGCCUGGAGGAGAAGGUGCGCUCCCUGCUGGAGCCGCUGGGUCUGCACUGCACCUUCAUUGAUGACUUCACACCGUACCACAUGCUGCACGGGGAGGUUCACUGUGGCACCAACGUGCGCCGGGAGCCGUUUGCCUUCAAGUGGUGGCACAUGGUGCCCUGAGCCGCCCGCCACCCAUCCCCCAUCCGUCCCCCAGGAUAGGGCGUCCGCCCGGCAGGUGGAGACUGCGACAGACCCCAGAGCACCCAGAGACUCCCAGUUUCUAGACUGAAUGACCCAAGCUUCUCAGAAGCCUUUUCUCUUGAAAUGUCCACAUCCGCCUGCUGCCCAUUCAGUUCCCAGACAUGAAUCCUCUUGGUACCCCCAAAGAAGGAUCCCAUGUCAACCAGACUCUCCUGCGGGUCGAGAUGAUCCAUGGGGAUAACUUUAAAUACCAUUCAUCCCCCCCACCCCCGCAAACUCCAAAACUCCUCUUUGUGGGGAAAAAUCCGCUUGGGUAUCUAGAAGCAUUGACCUUGGCCUGUGCUUCCUGUGGUGGAAGGCCUGGGGCGGUGGGGGUUGGCGGGGUUGUUUUGGCCAUUGCCUCCUGCCCUGCAGGGGAUGGUUGUAAAGUCAGACUAUUUCACACCCUCACUACUCGACUAGAGGGAGUCUACCCCUCCCAGGAAGCACCCCAGGGUUCAUUCAGGUCAAAGUGUGUCCAUCAUGUCCACUGCAAGCUCCUGGCAGGACCGGCCUUUACUGCAAGCCAGCCUGGGCUAUCACACGGUGGGGACCUGUCACACAAUGGGGACCUCUAGAUGCUUUUGCAAUGACAGAUGUCCCUUAGCUUCCCAGGCUUCCCAUCAUCCGAUGUCUGGGAAUCUGGUUGUCCAAAUCCUCUUGGAGUUUCUCUGAAGUGAAUGAUUGGGGGGCUGGAUUCCCAGGGGAGAACGCCUUUCCUAAGACAGGAUUGACCCUGGGGGUCCCACCAUCUGAAGGGGUUCCUCCAUCAGCUUGCCUGGGGGCUCUGUGCAGAGGAGACCCCAGGCUGACUUAGCCCAGAGCCUUCUGCCUAUACAGCCAUCCCGUAGUAGAGGCCCAGGAAGUGCCACCCUGGGUGCCAUCAAGGCAGGACUUAGAGGGACAGUUAAGCCUCUCCACAUACUGGGAGAAGAGAGGGAUGUGGCUGUCUCAGUAUGUGUCUUCUGUGAGUCCAGCUGGCCAAAAAAUAAACAGAGGC